Messenger RNA from Heterobasidion irregulare TC 32-1, 3285 nucleotides. RefSeq lists its product as uncharacterized. Gene Ontology annotation, cellular component: endoplasmic reticulum membrane. Gene Ontology annotation, molecular function: Glc3Man9GlcNAc2 oligosaccharide glucosidase activity. Gene Ontology annotation, biological process: protein N-linked glycosylation; oligosaccharide metabolic process. Bases 1 to 3285 code for a protein of 1094 amino acids. Lineage: Eukaryota; Fungi; Basidiomycota; Agaricomycetes; Russulales; Bondarzewiaceae. The record is from RefSeq and is a predicted model, not a curated record. The transcript has 15 exons.
AUGUCCGUCAGAAACCUCCAGCAAAAGCUCUUCAGGGCACAGCCAUCCGCAGACUCCCCGCCGCGCUCCGACCCUUCGCUCUUCAUCCAGAUUCCAAAGCCAACCCCACCCACCCCCGUUCGCCAGCCGCCCAAGUCGUCCAAGCACCCCUCGGACACCGACGCGUCCCCCAAGGUCAAGCAGGAGCAGGCCCCGCAGACGUACCGCGAGAAAAUACGCGCCCAGCUCGGCGCGAACUACCACAGCGUCGAGCGCCAUCGGCUCGAUCAGGACGAGAAGAAAGAGCGGCACUGGAAGAGGUGGGGCCCCUACCUCUCCGACAGACAGUGGGCCACCGUUAGGGAGGAUUAUUCGGACAACGGCGACGUGUGGGCGCACUUCCCGCACGAACAGGCCCGCUCCCGCGCGUACCGCUGGGGCGAGGACGGCAUCGCAGGCUUCAGCGACAACCACCAGCGGCUGUGCUUCGGGCUCUCCUUGUGGAACGAGAACGACCGCAUGCUCAAAGAGCGUCUUUUCGGCGUGUCGGGCCCCCAGGGAAAUCAUGGCGAGGACGUCAAGGAGCUGUACUACUAUCUGGACUCCACCCCGACGCACUCGUACAUGAAGUUUUUGUACAAGUACCCCCAACGCGCCUAUCCCUACGACGAGCUGGUUCGCGAGAACCAAUAUCGUGGGCGCGAGGUCGCGGAAUACGAGCUUCUUGAUACUGACGCCUUGGACGAGGACAGGUACUGGGAUGUGUUUGUCGAGUACGCAAAAGACGAGGACGAUCCUAACAAUGUAUACAUACGGAUCACGGCAUACAACCGGGGCCCCGAUCCAGCGACGCUGCACAUCAUCCCUCAGCUGUGGUUCCCGAACACCUGGUCGUGGCCUCUUCCCACCCCUCCCAAACCCUCUCUCUCCGCCACGACGAACAACAGGAUCACCGCGGUCCACAAGAAACUGGGCAAGACGCAUCUAUACUGCUUCCCGUCCCCACCUCCCGUCGGACCCGACGGUGAACCGGCCAGCAACGGCAGCGAAGGUGGGGACGAUGCGGACGUCGCGGUAGAACCCGAGUUGCUCUUCACGGAGAACGACACGAACUUCAAGCGUCUCUGGGGCGUACCCAACAAAUCGCCGUAUGUGAAGGACGGAUUCCACGACCACAUCGUCCCUGCGCACCGUCCCCCGUCUGUCAACAGUCAUAUGAAAACCAAUGGAAAUAGCCACAACGGCAACGGCAACGGCAACGGCCAUGGCAAUGGCAAUGGCACUUCCUCAGGUUCCUCGUCCGACGAAGAGCGGGGCCCGCCGACCCCUCGUUCGGAACCUAUUUUCGUCAACCCAGCCAAGACGGGCACGAAGUCCGCCGCGCACUACACCUUCACCAACGUGCCCGGCAAAGGUGGGUGCGCCGUCGUGCGCAUGAAGCUCACGCCGCAGACGCCGCAGAAGGACCCGACGCUAGAAGAUGAGGGGCUGUUCGACGACGCGAUUGAAGAACGCCGGUUGGAGUCGGACGAGUUCUAUGGGACGCUCGUGCAGGCACCCAUGAGCGACGACUUGCGCGCGAUCAUGCGGCAGGCGCUGAGCGGGAUGAUGUGGACGAAGCAGUACUAUCAGUUCAUUCCUAAGGACUGGUUGGAGGGCGACGCCGCACAGCCGCCUCCUCCGCCGGAGAGGAAAUGGAGGACGAGCAACAGGGAGUGGAAGCACUUCCAUGCCGCCGACAUUCUGUCGAUGCCAGAUAAGUGGGAGUAUCCUUACUUCGCGGCCUGGGACAGCGCGUUCCACUGCAUCCCCCUGGCGGCGAUCGACCCCGCGUUCGCGAAGAAGCAGCUGGACCUGCUCACACGCGAGUGGUACAUGAAGCCCGACGGGCAGAUCCCCGCGUACGAGUGGAACUUCUCGGACGUGAACCCGCCCGUCCACGCGUGGGCGACGUUCCGGGUGUUCAAGAUCGAGCGCAAGAUGUAUGGAAGGGAGGACCUGCCGUUUUUGGAGCGCGUGUUCCAGAAGCUGCUGCUCAACUUUACGUGGUGGGUCAACCGCAAGGACGAGGCGGGUUCGAAUGUGUUUGAGGGCGGAUUCCUUGGGCUAGACAAUAUCGGUGUCUUCAACCGGUCGGAAUCGCUUCCGACGGGUGGAAAGCUUCGACAAGCCGAUGGAACGGCCUGGAUGGCGUUCUACUGUCUCAACAUGUUGAGCAUGGCCUUGGAGCUGGCGAAACAUAACUCCGUAUACGAAGACAUUGCUUCCAAGUUCUUCGAGCACUUUAUCUUCAUAGCCGAUGCCAUGACCUAUAGCCAGGGCGAGAGCACCCAGAGCCUGUGGAACGAGAAGGACGGCAUGUAUUACGACGCGAUCCAGUGGGGCCCGAACAACGCGAUGCAGCUUCCCGUUCGAAGCCUCGUUGGCUUGAUCCCGCUGUAUGCUACGUUGACUUUGGAGCCGUCGGUCGUCGACAAGCUGCCUGGGUUCAAGAAGCGGAUGGAAUGGUUCAUCGACAACCGGCCCGAGGUUUCGGGGAGGAACAUGGCGAACAUGAAAGCGCGCGGCCGCGGUGAACGAUUCCUCCUGGCUCUCGCGAGCAAGGAGCGUCUCGUCAAGAUUUUGGAGAAGAUGUUGGACGAGGACGAGUUCCUCAGCGAGCACGGCAUCCGAUCCUUGUCUAAAAAGCACAAGGACCACCCGUGGGGUAUGGAUGUCAACGGAGAGCGCCACGAAGUCAAUUACUGGCCCGGGGAAUCGAAGUCCGGGAUGUUUGGUGGAAAUUCCAAUUGGAGAGGCCCGAUAUGGCUCGCGGUCAACUUCCUGCUCAUCGAGAGUCUGCAGCGGUUCCACCAGUAUUACGGGGACGACCUGCAGGUCGAGUGUCCGACCGGCAGCGGCGAGUACAUGAACCUCGUGGGCGUCGCGGAGGAGAUCCAGCAUCGGAUCAUCCACAUCUUCGGGCGCGACGUCGCCGGCCGCAGGGCGCUCAACGGCGGCAACGAAAAGCUGGACUUUGAUCCUAACUUUAGGGACUACGUCUGGUUCUUCGAGUACUUCCAUGGCGAUGACGGUCGCGGCCUCGGCGCAUCACAUCAGACUGGGUGGUCCGGUUUGGUCGCGUACCACAUCCUGCAGAGCGGUGCUAGCUGUCGCCUCCCCAAGACCCCGCGAACUCCUCGCAGUCUUGCGCAGCAUUACUUUGACGAAACUAUCGAUUACGGGGACGAGACGCAGGAUUUGCUCAGCGCGUACAGCGCCGCGGACAUUAACACUCUGGGCGACCUCUCGCCCGACGCGCUGUAA